AUGUGGCUGCUAGAGAACGAGGGAAACGCGCUCGAGGGCCGGCGCAUCUGGCUGCGCCCCGGAAAACUGUAUCUCUUUGGCCGAACAUCCGCGAAUGUCGAACCCGGAACCCUCACGAUCGCCCACAAGACCAUCUCGCGCAAGCACAUGACGAUACAAGUCGACAAGGUUCCCGAAGGCGACAGCCAAAAUCUGUCUAGUCGGUCGACGAUAACGAUCGAAGACUUGAACACGAAGGCGGGCACAACGGUCGAUGGACACAAGUAUAAGGGCGAGAAACAUGUGGUGACCGAAGCGACGGCAGAGAUCAAGAUUGGCGGUUGCACGGAAGUCUUCCGGUUGACAUGGCACCCGGUGGUGCUGACCUUCAGUUUCUCUAGUCGCGAAAUGCAAGCCGACCCCUUGUCCCGACUGCGAGCCGACGUCGAGCAGCUGGACAUCAAGCUUACAUCCGAAUACGAUGUUGAGCAUACGACACACGUGGUGGUAAAAAAGCGUAAUACGUCAAAGGGCCUUCAAGCUCUUGUUAAUGGGAAAUACAUUGUGACGGACUCAUUUGUCGAUGCGAUUGUUGCGGCAGCGACUUCGGAGCCAACAGCUAUAUGUGCGCUGGAGGAUAACUUCGACAGCUCCUGGCCCGAUGCCUUAACCCACUUGCCUCCACGUGGCGGCGAACCUGUCGAGCGUCCUAACGCCGCUUAUGCCCCCGACGAAGGUCGCCGCGGCAUCUUUGAGGGAUACACGUUCAUUUUCUACGAAAAGGGCCAGUUUGAGAAUCUUCGCGCGCCCAUCAUCAACGGCAAGGGCAAGGCGCUUUACACAAAGGUGACCCCCAACGCGACUACUGUCGACGAGUUCAUUCUGUACGUCAAAACAGAAGCAGGCGAGAAAGGGCUUGGGUGCUUUGAAGAUGGCAGCGAGGGACGAGGUGUUGUUGUCGUCCGCUAUACUCCUAGCAAAGGUGAUGCCAUGGCCUGGUAUGCAGAAUUCUUCACUCAAGUCUCACUCCGAUUGGACCAUAGGCCCAUUGAGCAGAACGAGUUCCUUGAGGCGAUUCUCGUCAAAGACGCCAGUAUUCUGCGUCGGCGUCUGGAGAUUGACCCUACUCAGGAGCCUCCACGCACAGCGCCGCAGCAGGCUUCGAGCAGUGACUCGAUGGAUGUUGACCAGCCCGCCCCUUCACAACACACACCCCAAGAGUCUGCACCGUCUGCUCCACCAGUGAGACCAGCUCGUGUGCGAAGGGCAGCCACCAGACGUUUUGCUGGAUUCGAUAAUGACGACGACGAUGAUGAUCCCGUGGUUCCCAAAGAACCAGAGAGCGUGCCUGUCAACACUCAACCGGAGACCGAGGAGGGGUUAUUCGUGUCGCAAGAGGCGGCCGCACUUGAUGAAAUCCCAGAAUCGUCACAAGAGACGAGAACCAGGAGGUCACAGAGGAAGCGGCCUCCAGUAGAGGAUGACAGCAUCAUGGAUGAUAUUAUCCCAAAUGUAGCCGCAGCCAAGCGACGACGGAUUGAGGCUGGAGAAGAUCCAGACCCGCGACCUAAGGAGCCCGAACCUCCAAAGGCUCCGGAGCCGAAGCCUGCUACCAAGGCCAAGAAGGUGAAGCAAGAGAUUGAUGUCCUCGAAGUCGCUCGCAAACGUCGUGAAGAACUGGAGGCUGCGGCCAAGGCCGAAAAGGAUGACCUUCGCAAUUUGCCAGCCGACCUUGACUUGGCAGAGAUUGGUCGGAACCAAACCACGGUGGCUAUGCCUGUACGUCAACGGCCGGCAACCAGGACUCACGAGGAAGACGUAGCGAGCGGCAGAUGGAACCCUGCCUGGAAUGGACGCAAGAAUUUCAAAGGCUUCGUACCCCGUGGCGAGCUCACGGGACGACCGCGCCAGAAAGUCAUUGUCCCUCUAAAGGAGGUCAAGAAGAAGGAUUAUGGCAUUGGCGAUGAGUACUGGCUCGAGGACGAUAGUCAGAAGAAGAAGAAAGACGACAUCCAGAAAAGCGGCAGGAAUACUAGUCAGAAGAGUGGCACGAGUACUGGUCAGUCUGCCGCUUCCCGACGUGUGUUACUUCAAGAUCGGGGCACAAUUAGCAUUGUCAGCAGCGACGAAGAGGAUGAGACGCCUGCACCCGAGCCCGAGCCAGAACCCGCCCCAUCACGAUCGAGAAGCUCCCGCGCCACGACGACACAGUCUCAAGCUACUAGCCAAAGUCAGAGGACGACGCGCGGCAAGAGAGCAGCGCCGCCUCCGGCUCCGGCCGACGAACCACCUGCGAAGAAGACCCGAGCGGCGAGGAAACCUCGAGAGGUGGCUGACAGCGAUGAGACUGAUCCUGAAGGCCUGCUGUUCAAGUGGAGCGACGAGUCAAAGGGAGCUAUAACGCGAAGUCGGGCAAGAAGGCUCUCAAGAAGCCGUGCCCGCGAAGCUGGCGAGGGCAGCAAGGCCGACGACAAUGAUGCGGACGGCGACGCUGAGAUGGUUGACUACAACGCCAGCGAGAAGGAUGCGGACGAUGGCGCCGAGGAGGCCAACUAG
Messenger RNA from Colletotrichum chrysophilum, 2535 nucleotides. RefSeq lists its product as uncharacterized. Lineage: Eukaryota; Fungi; Ascomycota; Sordariomycetes; Glomerellales; Glomerellaceae. The record is from RefSeq and is a predicted model, not a curated record. Gene Ontology annotation, molecular function: protein binding; damaged DNA binding. Gene Ontology annotation, biological process: double-strand break repair via homologous recombination; mitotic G2 DNA damage checkpoint signaling. The coding region runs from base 1 to 2535 and encodes 844 amino acids. Gene Ontology annotation, cellular component: Mre11 complex. The transcript has 6 exons.